AUGCAAACAGAAUAUACAAGAACUUCUAUAUAUGCAUAUCUUUUAAAUAAAUUUAAAGAUAUUAGUGAAAUUAUUAAUAUCGAAGACUUUUCUAUUAGUCGACAAAUGGCAAAUAAUUUGUUAACAGCUUUUGAAGCUUCAUUAAAAAAUAUUAAUAUAGAUUUUGAUCAAAUUAUUGUACUAGUUACAGAUAGUCCUUCUGUUAUAUUAGAAACUAAUGAACUUGAAGAAAUUUAUGCAGAAGUCGAAGAAAAUUUAUCAAAUUCGUUUUUGGAACAACUUUUUAAUUUUAAUAUUGAGGAAUUAAUAUUAGAAUCAAAUGAAGCAAAUAUGAAUACUAAUCAAACUAGAAUUACAAGUCAUUGA
Dentiscutata erythropus is the source of this 366-nucleotide messenger RNA. The record is from the annotation of a GenBank genome assembly. NCBI's taxonomy places the organism in Eukaryota, Fungi, Glomeromycota, Glomeromycetes, Diversisporales, Gigasporaceae.